Messenger RNA from Lineus longissimus, 1319 nucleotides. Its product is annotated as 26S proteasome non-ATPase regulatory subunit 8-like. The transcript is spliced from 6 exons. The coding region runs from base 2 to 796 and encodes 264 amino acids. NCBI's taxonomy places the organism in Eukaryota, Metazoa, Nemertea, Pilidiophora, Heteronemertea, Lineidae. The record is from RefSeq and is a predicted model, not a curated record. Gene Ontology annotation, cellular component: nucleus; cytosol; proteasome regulatory particle, lid subcomplex. Gene Ontology annotation, biological process: proteasome-mediated ubiquitin-dependent protein catabolic process.
CAUGGCUUCUCUGAAGGCGGUUGUAACGACUUAUCAAGUUCUAACUCAAGAAUGGAACAAAAAACCCACAAAUCUUGAGAAAUGUGGCGAGUUACUGAGAAAGCUUAAGGUUGCCCUUACAACACUCGCGUAUUUACCCACUGACACGAAGGCAACAAAGCAAGAAUUGCUUGUUGCCAGGGAUAUCUUGGAAAUCGGAGCUCAAUGGGCAGUAGCAAAAAAGAAUAUUCCAGCAUUUGAGAGAUACAUGGCACAGUUGAAAUGCUAUUAUCUUGAUUACAAGGAUGAUCUGCCAGAGUCUGCCUACAAGUAUCAAUUGCUUGGCCUCAACCUCCUGUGCCUGCUGGCUCAAAACAGACUUGCUGAAUUCCAUACUGAACUGGAACUUUUGCCUCCGAAAGAUCUGCACACAAACAUCUAUAUCAAGCACCCAGUAUCCAUGGAACAGUACUUCAUGGAAGGCAGCUAUAAUAAAGUGUUCUUAGCAAAAGGAAAUGUGCCUGCUGAGAGUUACAACUUCUUCAUAGACAUUCUCCUGAAUACAAUUAGGGAUGAAAUUUCAACUUGCAUAGAAAAAGCUUAUGAGAAAAUAGCUUUCCAGGAGGCAGCCAGAAUGCUCUUCUUCGAGUCUCAAAAGCCAAUGAAGGAAUAUGCUGCAAAGCUGAAAUGGAAAGUAGGACCAGAUAAUUUCUUCCACUUUGGCAGAGUAGAGCAGACCACAGAUGAUUCUAUACCAGCGGCAGAGCUAGCCAAACAAACGAUAGAAUAUGCCAGAGAAUUAGAGAUGAUUGUAUGAGAGACAUUGUUGACAAGUCACAUUAUAAAUGUGUCCAUGUUGAUUGACAUUACAGUAUGCUGGCAAAUAGUUACUCUCUGAGAUGACAGUGUGACCUACCACGAUAUAACACGAGACAUGUAAUUUUAUAUCAGUUCUGAAGAUCAAAACAUUAAUUUUCGUAAAUCUGUGGGUAAUAGUUCAAGAGAGUACAGGAUUAUGUAUUUUGUUGGGCUGGCAAAAAAUUGUCUCUCAACCAAUGGUAACAUAUGUCCGAACACAUAGUUACUGCCAUUAGCAUACCUUCCAUUUGCCUGGAAAAUUCCAAAAAAAAUUAAGUCAAAGGACAAUGUUUUGUCAUAAGGACAAGUCUUGAUUCUCCUAGGAUCAGUCUGUCCUCAAUAAAACCUGGGCUGGGAAUUUUCUUCAGAAAUUUUGGUCCAGAUGUAUAUAAAGUUGUGCUUACAAUGCUUGGGAAUACUGAAACAGCCAAUGUUGAUCUUUUCAAGCAGUUUUGUCCAAUAAAUAUUAAAAAAUUAUACAU